Lytechinus variegatus (green sea urchin) is the source of this 1741-nucleotide messenger RNA. RefSeq names its product adenylate cyclase type 2-like. The record is from RefSeq and is a predicted model, not a curated record. Gene Ontology annotation, biological process: adenylate cyclase-activating G protein-coupled receptor signaling pathway; intracellular signal transduction; adenylate cyclase-inhibiting G protein-coupled receptor signaling pathway. The coding region runs from base 164 to 775 and encodes 203 amino acids. Gene Ontology annotation, molecular function: adenylate cyclase activity. Lineage: Eukaryota; Metazoa; Echinodermata; Echinoidea; Temnopleuroida; Toxopneustidae. The transcript has 4 exons.
UGUUGAAUGUUGAUAUGAGAUGUUUAUAUUUGGUCCUUUAUCGAAUGGGUAGCCAAUGAAGGUCAGACGAGAUUUGAAAUACAAAUUUACACAUUUUAACUCAUGUUUCUUUUGAUUGUUUUGCUAGGAGCUGUAUCACCAGUCAUACAAUCUGAUUGCAGUGAUGUUUGCCUCCAUACCAAACUUCAAGGAGUUUUACACCGAGACUGAUGUCAAUAAUGAGGGUCUAGAGUGUCUGAGACUACUCAAUGAAAUCAUUGCAGACUUUGAUGAGCUCCUAUCAAAGCCUAAAUAUAGCUGUGUUGAGAAAAUCAAGACCAUUGGUAGUACAUAUAUGUCUGCAGCUGGUCUGAAACAACCGGAAUCAGGAGUCAGUACCAAACAGUCUCUGUACUAUGUAGGAGUCCUUACUGAGUUUGCUAUGGCUCUACAGGAUAAACUAGAACAACUAAACAAACAGGCUUUUAAUGACUUCAAACUAAGGAUAGGUAUUAACCAUGGUCCUGUUGUGGCUGGUGUGAUUGGAGCUAGAAAACCCCAGUAUGAUAUCUGGGGAAAUACUGUCAAUGUGGCGAGUAGAAUGGAUACCACUGGAAUGAUUGGUGAAAUACAGGUUACUGAGGAAACAGCCAAUGUACUAUCAGAGCUUGGGUAUACCUGUGAGACUCGAGGCAUCAUUGCUGUCAAAGGUAAAGGAAAACUGAAGACGUACAUAGUACGAAGGAUGAGUCGCUCCAUUUCACAGUCGACCAAUCUAAGCUCUGCCGUCUCAUGAUGAUGGGUCCUGUUGCAUAGCAACAUGUACUGUCUUUGGUAACUUUUUCACUUAUUGAACACUUCUUUAUUUUGAGGACUUCUGAUAGUUGCUUAGCAACUGAACCUUUUGCCUGAUGGGAAAUUUGAUGCCAAUGUAGAACAGCGAAGUCAACAUUCAGCUUAUGAAUUUGAUACUCUAAAUGAUGGCAGGAGUGGAAUACCUAGUAACCGCAAUUACAAAUAACUGCCACUGGUGGCAGCAGUAAGAUAACUAUUUGCAGCAAUCAAGACAAUUAGCUGAAUUUAAGGAUGUUCCAAAUUUGUGUUUGUCCACAUCAUGAUUAGCGCAUACUUACACACUCUGCGCAUUGACGUCACAAUGGAUGAACAGGUGUUUAAUCAGCUGUAGAUAUCAGCUGAAUUUCCCUGUUAUCUGUAGACCCGAUUUGUUGUUUUAUGAACCUAAUUCGUGGGAAAUAUUCCAUGGUCCUUAUAUUUUAAAAACCUCUACAAUUACAGAAUACUUUACUCUGCAGUGCUGCAAAGUAUGACAAUAUGACCUCGAGUUUGAUUAAUGGUAGAGUGGUUUGGAAUUUUUCUUUAAAUAGAUACAAAGCAUUUGGCACAUUUUUGUGUUUUAAGAAGCAUAUUUUCUCUAACAAAAGUACGGAUAGGAUGAAAACAAGCACAUGAGCCCCCAUCUUUAAUGUUUACACUUCUUUAGUAUACCUUCCUCUACAGCAUUGCAAAUUUUGGUGAAAAUAACAUGGAAUUUGAAUAAAGUGCAGCAUUAUUUUACUUCUCAUAUUUAUCAUAGAAAUUUCUAACUUUUGGCUGUUCUGUGGGGGGGGGUUGAUUCAACCCUUCCCCCCCUGAGAUCUUGGCUGCUGAUUGCGUGGGCGCAGCAAAAACUUGCACGCUGGUAGUGUACGAUGUAAUCUACAAAGCUGUAUGGUAAAAUUUUUCAAAAUAUUUAUUCUAUAUG